CUGGCAUGACCACUGCUCUGUUCACUGUAUUGAUGUGCAUUCAUCACAAGGAGCAAUGUUGCGUGGUGUGUUCUUAGGCUGCCUCUUGAAUUUCUUGGCUUUUCACUUUUUCAUCAAACAUGAAUGCCAGGCAAGUGAGUUUACCUUGCCAGGGGACUAUAAACUCGGGGGAAUUUUUCAUGUGCAUUCAGCCAGUGAUGUUGUGGUACCGAAAACUCCUAUGGCACUAGAAUGCAAUACGCAGCCAUUUUCAAUGUCAGCUUAUCAGAUGUUUGAGGUGAUGCGGUUUGCUGUGGAGCAGAUUAAUAACUCCACCACCAUCCUGCCUAACAUCACUCUUGGCUAUGAGAUCUUUGACUAUUGCUUAAAAACUCGGAGUUUUCCUUCAAUCCUCGAUUUUAUCUCGGACAACGGACGAAUAAGUGUAUCAGCCAAGGAGAACAAACACAAUGUUAUUGGUCUGGUGGGUGCAUAUGCAAGCUCUCAAUCUAUGUCUGUUGCACCUUUGUUCAUGAUGGACCUCAUUCCAAUGAUUAGCUAUGCAUCCUCCAGUUUCGAUCUAAGCAAUAAGUGGGUCUACCCAAGCUUUUUGAGGACUGUACCAACCAACCAAGAUCUAAUUAUGGUCAUAAUUAAGCUCAUUCAGCAUUUUGGAUGGAAUUGGGUAGCUUUCAUUAGCAGCGACGAUGCGUACAGUCGGAACGGCCUCGAAUUAUUUCGCAGUAACAUCAAAGACACCAGCAUCUGCUUGGCCUUUUUCUACGAGCUUAAGUCAAAGUCCAAUUAUUCAGAUAUACUAAACAAGAUUGACUCACUCAGCAUCAACGUGAUCAUAGUCUUCACACAAGAACUCCCAGCUCGAGAAUUUGUCAAAACAGCUGUCAGAAUCAAUAUUAGAGACAAAGUCUGGAUAGCAGGUGAUACAUGGUCUAUGGAUGAAGCACUUAUCAGUUACCCAGGCAUCGAGCAAAUCGGGACUAUUUUCGGUGUCACAGCAACAACUCUGAGUUUACCUGGAUUUGACGAAUUUGUCUACCAAACUCGGCUGAGUGGUGACGACGAGAACUGUGUGAAUUGUAUGGAUGGAGAGAAGUGCAAUCAAGAUUGCGAAAACUGCACAAGCCUGAAAGCAGAAGACAUUAUAAACCAAAAUCCUACAUACUCAUUCUCCAUCCAGGCGGCUGUGUAUGCCUACGCUUAUGCACUCCAUCAAGCGCUCAAUUGUAGCAUGACAAGGUGUGAUCCACCUCGAAACAUCCCACCGUAUGUGAUUCUGAAUUACCUGAGAAAGUUGAGCUUCACUUUACAAAACCAGCUAAUUGAAUUCGACCAAAAUGGUGAUCCACCAGCCAGUCUUGGAGCAGUACUCUGGAGGCCAAACAAAAAUCCACUUUUUGUAAUGGCUGCUACAUAUGAAUCACACCCAACUAUUCAGUUUACCCUGAACAGUCGUGCUGUUCCCUGGUCUGAAAAUGGCACAGUGCCUUAUUCCAAUUGUUCUAUUCAGUGUGACACUGGUUUUAAAAAAGUGCAAACUUCAAUACAUAAGUGCUGUUUUCAGUGUGAGAAAUGCAAGGCCCAGACAUACAUCAACACCACAGCGGAUGCUUACACUUGCUCUCCAUGUGAAGAGGGUUACUGGUCCGAUGAAAAGAGCAUAAUCUGCAAAAGGCGCAUUAUUGUCUUUCUUGAACUCAAGGACCCUCUGUGCAUGCUAUUUUUUGUGUGCGCUGUGGCAUUCAUUGCUAUCUCCAUUGGACUCAUCAUCCUUUUUGGCAUCAACUACAACACUCCGGUGGUAAAGUCUGCCGGUGGUAAUAUGUGCUUCCUUAUGUUGUUCUGUUUGGUUCUGGCCAACAUUGGCGUAUUCUUUUACUUUGGAGUGCCAGACCCAGUGAACUGUGCUCUAAGGAAUGUCUUUUUCAUAUUUUUCUACACUAUUUGCUUUUCUUGUAUGGGUGUUCGCUCCUUUCAAAUAGUCUGUGUCUUCAAAAUGGCUGCUCAGUUUCCAGAUGUCUACCAGUGGUGGAUGAAGAACAAUGGUCAGUGGCUUUGUAUUAAUGUCUACUCUUUCAUACAGCUUAUUGCUUGUGCGAUAUGGCUUCUAACUGGAAGACCCAAACCCUACAAUGAUAGUACGUCUUUUAAAGAUCAGACUAUUUUGACAUGCGAUAUGGGAUCAAUGGUCACAUCCACCUUGGCUUGGUCUUGUCUCUGGUUUCUUAGUAUAGUCUGUUUCUGUUUCUCCUACAUGGGUAAAGAUCUCCCAAAAAGCUAUAAUGAAGCAAAGUCCAUCACGUUUAGCUUGCUUGUAUUUUAUCUGGGCUGGAUUGCAUAUUUCACAGCAUACAUUGUGUUCAGAGGAGCUUACAUACAGCUUCUUAAUGCAGUCGCACAGCUGUCCAGCUCAUAUGGAAUCAUUUUUAGCUUCUAUAUGCCAAGGGCCUACAUCAUUAUCUUCCAACCCAAAAAGAACACUCAGGCAUACUUUCAGUCAUCAAUCCAGACAUAUACACAGACUCUUAGCAGAAUGUAGGCUUAUAUAAUGCAUAGAAGAUGGAUGUAUGUGCAGCAGUUUUACAAGUACAGGUCUUCAUCCAUAGUGGCUAAAUCCAUACUCAUAAUCCAUGAACAAAAGGCAAAAGGCAGGAACCUAGGAAUAUUGGGAAAUGUAAGGAAAUAGCUGAAACAGAACUUGAAAGAGAACAAACUAUUUAAAAACCAUAAUAAAUGCAUAUACUGUAUAUAAAAACAGUGUGGGUGUGGUAAUGCACUAGAUGAAACACUAGGUGGCGCAGUUAUGUUAAAGGACACCAGCGAAGUUAGUGCCUGAGUUGUGGCAUGAAUCAGAGACCGGACUGGGGACCAAGAUUACGAUUAGAGUAAGAAGAAGGAAAAGUGACAGGGACCAUGAACACUGAUGGGAAGUAGACAUUGGUAGGAGCUACCAAUGACACAACACUUAAAGGGACAUAGGGAAGAAACAAGACCAUUUAUAAUGGUGUAUAACCCUUAAAAGUAGACCUAGGAGCAAAUCUACUUCUUGGUGUUAGGUAAAACUGUGGAAACUGGCAGGGGAAACCCUUCUGUAUAGCCUUUCAAUACUCUGAGUCUAAAUAGUCCUUCCCUUAGCAAUGACAACAUCCUCCUCACAAUCUUACUACAUAUGAUAACUUGACAACUGUAUUUAAACAGAAAAUAAUGAUAUUGUGAAACAUAUGAUGUGUUACAAGCCUAAAUCACAACUGAGAGUGAGAAGUUGUUCUUGUUUGUCAUCUCCUCACGUUUUUAAAUUGCAAUUUCAAUACUAAAUAUGAUUUUUUUUUUAAUGUAUAAUCCUAUUAUCAGUAACAUAUUUGGAGAGAUAUUGCUGUUGUGUAAACAUCUGAAACAUGCGUGUAAUACUACAGUGAUACUAAAGUCUAUCUCAUUGUAUUAUGGAAAGUGGACGUGUAAUGAUGCAUGUUGUGGCUUAAUCAAAUUGAUAUAUGUAAAGUGGACAUGGAUGUUGAUUCCAUUCUUCCAUCCUUCCUAGCUGACUCGCACAGCACAGGCCUGUCACGGAAUGACUUCAUAUAGAACAUGCAAUGCCUCUCCUAUUAAAUUGUUUUCUUAUCUGGCCAUUACAUUAUACACUUUGACCACUAUAUUAUUCAUAAACAUGUUUAUGAAGGAAUGUACAUGCCCCAUUAAAAGGUAACCAUUAAAACACACAUUAUCCACAUUUAAUUAUGGAUUUUAUAAAAAUCCUGGAUAAAAAUAUCUUGAAUAAAGCUGUAAUAUUGCAUAUUUCUUCUUGUGACAUUACUACCUUAAAAUUAAA
Messenger RNA from Hemibagrus wyckioides, 3823 nucleotides. RefSeq names its product taste receptor type 1 member 1-like. The record is from RefSeq and is a predicted model, not a curated record. Gene Ontology annotation, biological process: G protein-coupled receptor signaling pathway. Bases 56 to 2536 code for a protein of 826 amino acids. NCBI's taxonomy places the organism in Eukaryota, Metazoa, Chordata, Actinopteri, Siluriformes, Bagridae. The transcript has 6 exons. Gene Ontology annotation, cellular component: membrane. Gene Ontology annotation, molecular function: G protein-coupled receptor activity.